CUCACAUGAGCCCUUGGAUGCGGAAAAAGCGUAUAAUUAGCUAAAAAGGGCUUUUGGCGCAGAUCUGCACACAAUCUGCGCAAAACCCCUCCAGAUAUGAAGGCGUUUAUGUGCUCCUGAGUGUUUUUUAUGCAUGGGGGGAGGGGACCCCUGCGCAUCACUGAGUGUGUGUGGAUGGAUGGAUGGCGUGGUCUUCUCUCUCUCUCUCUCUCUCUCUCUCUCUCUCUCUCUCUCUCGCCCGCACAGCAUCAUCACUCGCUUCGCAGCAACAGCCUCUUACGGCUUCAUCCUCCUCCUCAUCCUCAUUCUUCAUCACCACCAUCUCCGCGCGGAGGAGGCACCGAGCGUCGCAGGAACUGAAGAAAAGAAAAGCCUGUUGUCAGCCGAGCUCUUCAGAUCUCUGAGGUGUAUCCUGAACGUUCAGGAGGCCUCUUCACACAACGUUUGACCACCUUUGCGUCAACUGAACCUUUUUGAAAUGGAGGAAGGCUACCAAAACCGGACUGCCUUCAUUAAAGGUGCCAAAGACAUUGCCAAAGAGGUCAAGCGGCAAGCCUCUAAGAAGGUUGGGCGCUCAGUGGAUCGGGUGACCGAUGAAUACAGCAAGCGCUCCUACAGUCGCUUUGAAGAGGACGAUGACGACGACUUCCCAAGACAGGGCAGCCAGGAUGGAGGUUACUACCGUGGAGACAGCCAGGCGGCCAAUGACGAUGAGGCCGGCCACAGUGACUCCACAGAGGGUCACGAUGAGGACGAUGAGAUCUACGAGGGCGAGUACCAAGGAAUCCCCAGGGCCGAGUCGGGCAAAGGCAGCCUGGCCGGUGGGCCGGGCUCCGUGGAUGCCGGCUCUCAGCAGUUCAGAGAUAUCGGGGCGUCCGAGGCCGAGAGGAGGAAGGACCAGGAGGUGCUGGCUCAACAGUACGAGACCAUUUUACAAGAAUGCGGUCACGGGAAGUUCCAGUGGACCCUGUACUUUGUGCUGGGGCUGGCUCUCAUGGCCGAUGGCGUUGAGAUCUUUGUGGUCGGCUUUGUCCUCCCCAGCGCUGAGAAGGAUAUGUGCCUGUCUGAACCUAACAAGAGCAUGCUGGGUCUGAUCGUAUAUUUCGGGAUGAUGGUGGGGGCUUUCCUCUGGGGGGCUCUGGCUGACCGGAUAGGCCGUCGGCAGUCUCUUCUUAUCUCGCUCUCCAUCAACAGCAUCUUCUCCUUCUUCUCCUCCUUCGUCCAGGGCUACAGCACCUUUCUGUUUUGCCGGCUCCUCUCGGGUGUCGGGAUCGGUGGAUCGAUUCCCAUCGUGUUUUCCUACUAUUCCGAAUUCCUGUCCCAAGAAAAGCGCGGCGAGCACCUCAGUUGGCUCUGCAUGUUCUGGAUGAUCGGGGGAAUAUACGCAUCGGCAAUGGCCUGGGCUAUUAUCCCACAUUACGGAUGGAGUUUCCAGAUGGGCUCAGCGUAUCAGUUCCAUAGCUGGCGUGUGUUUGUGUUAGUGUGCGCAUUUCCGUCUGUUGCUGCCAUCGCCACCCUCAGCGUCGUGCCAGAGAGCCCACGCUUCUACUUGGAGAACGGCAAACACGACGAAGGGUGGAUGAUUCUGAAGCAAGUUCACGACACAAACAUGAGAGCAAAGGGACACCCAGAGAAGGUGUUUUCUGUCACCACCAUCAAGACGGUGAAACAGAUUGACGAGUUGGUGGACACUGGCACCGACACUCCGGUUUGGAAACGCUACAGACUGAAGAUUAUUAGCCUCUCCCAACAGAUCCGGCAAAACAUCCUCGCCUGCUUCAGCCCUGAAUACAAACGGACUACCUUCAUGCUCAUGGCUGUGUGGUUCACCAUGUCUUUCAGCUAUUACGGCCUGACGGUGUGGUUCCCAGACAUGAUCAAGUACAUCCAGAAGCAGGAGUAUGAAUCAAAGACAAAGACCUUCACCAAGGAACGAGUGGAGCAUGUCACUUUUAAUUUCACACUGGAAAACCAAGUGCAUAGCCAGGGACACUACUUCAAUGACAAGUUCCUCAACCUGAAAAUGAAAUCCAUGGUGUUUGAAGACUCUGUGUUUGAGGAGUGCUACUUCGAGGACAUCACCUCCACACACACCUUAUUCAAAAACUGCACCUUCGUUGCAAGUUUGUUCUACAACACAGAUUUGUUCAAAUACAGGUUUGUCAACUGCAAACUGCUCAACAGCACGUUCCUCCACAACAAGGAGGGCUGCAUGCUCGACUUCAGCGACGACUUCAACAAUGCCUACAUGAUAUACUUUGUCAACUUCCUCGGCACACUGGCAGUGUUGCCUGGCAACAUUGUGUCGGCUCUAUUAAUGGACAAAAUUGGUCGUUUACGGAUGUUGGCGGGAUCCAGCGUCAUUUCUUGUAUCAGCUGUUUCUUCCUGAUGUUCGGCAACAGUGAGUCGGGGAUGAUCGCUCUCCUGUGUCUGUUCGGUGGCAUCAGCAUCGCCUCGUGGAACGCCCUGGAUGUGAUCACAGUGGAGCUCUACCCCUCGGAUAAAAGGUGCACGGCCUUUGGCUUCCUGAAUGCUCUCUGCAAGCUGGCGGCCGUCCUGGGCAUCAGCAUCUUCCAGUCAUUCGUCGGCAUCACCAAGGCCGUGCCCAUCAUCUUUGCUGCCGGCGCGCUCGCUGCAGGUAGUUUCCUUGCAACCAAGUUGCCUGAAACGCGAGGCCAAGUGUUGCAGUAAAGCAGGUGACCAGCAGAGGGCAGGAGAGUACAGCUGGAGUGUGUUUUGACCACUAGAGCCCAAACAUUCCUGAGAGCUUCAGCUGCUGCCCAUCACACACCAACAGACUGCCCCCGCCCCCACCCCCCCCAUUGUAAGCCCAGAAUCCUCUGAAAUAUGGAUCGCGUCUUUCAAAGUCCCAACAGACCCACAGAGAUUAACAGACGUAGAGAUAAACACCGGUGUCAUGGUGACACGACUACAUCACUUUAUUUCAGCCACCAGGUAAAAAGAAAUCUGAUCCUUUACGGACGUGUAAUACUCACAGGCUGAUGUGGUAGAGGUGGAAACGUGCUGUUAUGAUUUAAAAUGCCCAUAGAUCUCCCCUGAAAAGACAGAGUGGUCAAAUGAAACAGAAAAAAGGCAGAUUUGGGGGAACGUGUGCAAAGAUUUCCAGAUGUAUGUGAUUGUGUUUUUAUUUCUCAUCCGUCCACAGCCUCAGUGACUAGUUUUCAGUGGUGCUUGUUUAUUAGAAUUUCCUAUUCAGAUGCUCAUAGACGUGUGUGAUGAAUAGUUUUUUAUUUUAAAAAAGCCCUCAAAAUUAAUUUCAGGUUGAUUUAAAUCCCUCUAAAAGCCACAAUGACCCCCCUCGCCAACUGCUGAGCACAAGUAGAAGAUUCACUCAUAAACAAAGAGUUGAACUCUUCCUGUAUAAAUCCAGUCUGUUCCUCUUUGUAAAGCCUCCCAACACUGGUGAAGUUACAUUUCACAGGAUUCUCAGUUGUAAAUGGGAAAAGUUUGAUCCAGUUCCUGAGUGUUCAGUGUUAAACGUCAAGUGCUAAAUGUGAGAGCCGAUACAAAAGCAUAAUAAUUGAUGAAUUAUUUGCGUGUGUGUGUGUGUGUGUGUUGUAUGUGAGUGUGUGCGAUUGCUUAUGUACACGUGUGAUUUAUUCCUUUAAGCACCAACAUUUCCUGCGAUUCAGUGCAGCCACACUCUUCAGUCAUUUGAUCCAACAGCAGAAUGUACGGAACGGCGGUUUCAUAAUUUUAGGCUAAUUUCUAAAUAUUAUAUAUUUAAUAUUUCUCAUGCAGUAGCUGAGGUGUGGUGAAAUGCUUGAUUAUGUUUUCAGCUAGUAGUAUCUUUUAGCAUCACUGCACUGACUUACUGUACAUGCAGGAUCAUUUUUCCAUCCCUCAUGCAUUGCAGAAUUAAUCAGCCUUAAAAUGACACUAAACAAGGAUUUAGUUAAUUUUGACCUUGGAAAUAGUAGUUAUGCAAAAUCAAAAUUUUAAUCAAAGUCCUGUCACCAGGCCUUUUUCCAAAGCUUUUCAACUUUACCUUGCAUAGUUGUUUUACGAGAAAGAAAAGCUCUGAGAAAAGUUAAUCAUGGAAUUUGAUGUAAGAUUUUUUUUGUUGUCAUUAGUCAUUUAAUUAUUUUGUCUUUUUCUGUUUGGCCUCAAAACAACAAAAACAUUUUUUUAAUGCUCCUCAGACAUCAUGACAUGACGUCAUUGGCCUCAUAAGCACAUAUCAAAUGGGACCAAAAGAAGAAUAAGUUGUUUAAAGGAGUCGGCUUGAUCAGGCAGAGAAACAAAGAUUACAAAGUCACUCGUCCAAUUUAUUUUAAGGGCUUAAUUGAAGGUGUUCAGUCAUUCCUCCACUCAAGUUAUCAAACGUGCUCCUGCAUGAUACUGUUCAACCGUCUUUGAUAGUAUCACAGCUACUUUACAGAUUGUCUGUUGGAAAUUUGAUCUCAAUUGGACACGAUUACUCCAGAAGGGAAGAUAAUUGAGUUGUUUAUACAUAUCACUACUUCGGUAUUAUUUCUCCAAAGGUGUACAUCAAUAUGUGUGCUGACAAUCAGUGAUUGAGUACAUGAGUGGUGGUGGUGCUGCCGCCUGGUGGAGAGAAAUGUUCUGCCCUAAAGACGUCCUCUGGAUUGUGUGUGUGUGUGUGUGUGUGUGUGUGUGUGUGUGUGUGUGUGUGUGUGUGUGUGUGUGUGUGUGUGUGUGUGUGUGUGUGUGUGUGUGUGUGUGUGUGUGUGUGUGUGUGUUUGAGGGAGCCUUUGAAGGAUGAGUUGGACUUUUUGGGAGUACACUUAUUCACUUUGGUUAGUGUAGCUUAGCACAAAGACUGAAAGCGGAGGGAAACAGCUAGCCUGGCACCUAGUCAAACACAUAAUCUGCCAUAAAACCACAACUUGUUAUUUUUACUCUUUUAUAUUCUUUGUACAGAAUAAAGAGACGUGAUAUAACAUCUGUUAUGUAUCUUUUAUGAUGUUAAUUUCUGAUAGAGCCGGGCUAACAGUUUCCCCCUGAUUCCAGUCAUUAUGCUAAGCUAUGCUAACUGACUGCUGGCUAUAGCUUCAUAUUUACCGAGUGGUAGCGAUAGUAUUUCCCAAAAUGUUGAACUCUUCCUUUAGUAUUUGCAAAUGUGGAUCACAUUCUGAGGAUCACAUCUCUUCUUUGCUGUUUGUGAGUCUUCAGUGAACAACGUUGUUCCAUGUUGUGUGUCGUCUGAGAGGCAGUUUGGAUGUUGUUGUUGUCGUUGUUGUUAAUGUGCGGGUGUGUGCAUGAGACUCUUAAAUUGUCUGUCACGUAUUUUUCUACUUUUUCUGUUGCGGUAUUUUCAUCCCUGGGAUGAAUACAGCUCAGCUGGGGACCACAGAAAUAUAUUUACAAUAACAGAAGAUAAAGAAAAAACUUAAUGCAAUAUAUGCAGUGUCGAAUUUAUUUGUGUUGUUCUUCAUAAUAGACUCUGGUGCUCUUUUGCUGAAACAGUUCAGUCUUUAAAACGAACCCUGUCAAAGGAAACCAGUCUCGGAGAAAACGCACGUGACCUGUUCCUCUGUUGGGAAACACGGUGGAAGGAUCACAUCUUAAAUCAAGACAACUUCACCCUCCGCUCCUUCUGUAUUCAACCGAUUGUGACGCAUGUUUGUAUCGUAUUGUCUGACUUCUUGGACGUCCUGUAUGCCAGCCGUUAUUUUGUCUAAAAGCAAGAACUUGUGUUUUCAUUGUUGUAUGAUGACAUAGAUUUGUUGCUUGCAGUGAUUGUUCUUAAUCAAAGUGGGGUUCAAAAUUGGUAAAACUUGAGUAUGUGUUUCUGAAAGUCAGUUAGUGGUGACUGUGCUCCUUGUUUACCUUGGACCCAGGUAACUCUUUAAUAUAAAUAUAUAUAUAAACUGUAUAUGCCUGAAUUUUGUGGAGGAGGAUGCUUUUACUCGUGCAAUUCAUCUUGUCACAGAGCUGGAGAAAUGGCUUUGCUGCUGCUGAAGUGAAGGGAGCUGAAAAAUGUGCACAAAUUAAGAGCAAAAAGUAAAAUUUGACACAAGCUCAAUUGUCCGAAUGAGUCUAUUUAAGAGGAGGAAGUGAAGUGGAAGUGAAGGGGAAACAGGAAGUGAGCGUUUAACUCAAAACUCAUCAAAAGAGCAUCCUCUGUCAAGAGCUCCUGUCCAAAAUGUUAAAGUUUACUAUUUAAUGUUGACUAUGUGUAAAAUUUACAUUAUGUAUAUAUAUAUAAUAUAAUAUAUAAUAUAUAUAUACAUACAUUAACACACACACACAUAUAUAUACAAACUCUGCAAAGGGCGGUCUGAUAAACGGACAGGGGACUUUUCAUGGCACGGCCUCUGGUCUCCUCUCAAGAGCACACGGAUCAGUCCUGAACGAAUCCCGACAAAAGAAAAAAACAGGACCGGCCCGAUGCCAGAAAACAACUCCUUCCUCUGCAAAGAAUUCUUCACCGUCGCUUGGACUGAAGGAGUGUCUGUUUUUUUCUUUUCUUUAGUUUGACUCGGAUCUGUUUAUUCAAUGAUAGAAGUUCUACUCUAAAUGUGAGUUCAAUUCAGAAAUCAAUGUACUGUGUGUAGAAACUGUAGAUGUUUGUACGUGCAAGUAUGGAAUUUGUGGAACAAAAGAUUCAAUUCAAAAAAAAAAAAAAAGAAGAGAAAAAUCUA
Hippoglossus stenolepis (Pacific halibut) is the source of this 6630-nucleotide messenger RNA. RefSeq names its product synaptic vesicle glycoprotein 2A. Gene Ontology annotation, cellular component: membrane. The record is from RefSeq and is a predicted model, not a curated record. The transcript has 13 exons. Gene Ontology annotation, molecular function: transmembrane transporter activity. Bases 479 to 2692 code for a protein of 737 amino acids. NCBI's taxonomy places the organism in Eukaryota, Metazoa, Chordata, Actinopteri, Pleuronectiformes, Pleuronectidae. Gene Ontology annotation, biological process: transmembrane transport; chemical synaptic transmission.